AUGGCUCCGCCAGAUGAGAAGACCAUUGAAAACUUGUUGAAGAAGCUCGCAAUGGGCGAGGAGCUCACCGAGAAGCAGAGGAAGGACAUGAAGGACUACAAGUUCUGGAAAACCCAGCCUGUUUCCAAGUUCGAUGAAAAGAUCGAUAAAGAGGGACCCAUCGACUCGCUUAAGACCCCGGCCGAUAUUCCAGACGAGCCAAGCGCCAUGCUGAAGGAUUUCGAGUGGGUGACGAUCGAUCUUGAAAAGGAGGACGAAAUGAACCAGGUCCACCAGCUUCUACACGAUCACUAUGUCGAGGAUCAGGACGCAUCGUUCCGUUUCGCUUACACUGCGAAUUUCUUCAAGUGGGCCCUGCAGCCUCCGGGAUGGAAAAAAGAGUACUACGUGGGAGUUCGUGUCAAGGCCACCGGUAAGCUCGUGGCGUUUAUCAGCGGUAUUCCAUCGUUGUUGCGCGUGAGAGAAAACAAGGUCCCUAGCGUCGAGAUCAACUUUUUGUGCAUCCACAAAAAACUGCGUUCCAAGAGACUUGCGCCCGUGUUGAUCAGAGAAAUUACCCGCCGAGUCAACAAGAACGAUGUCUGGCAAGCACUGUUCACUUCUGGCGCCGUUUUGCCAACUCCCGUUUCCACUUGUAGAUACACCCACCGUCCAUUGAACUGGGAAAAGCUUUACGAGGUUGGUUUCUCGUCGUUGCCUGCAGGAGUGUCCAAGUCGCAGAUGCUUGCCAAAUACGUUUUGCCAUCCGCAACCAAGACUCCAGGACUGAGAAAAAUGGUUCCAGAAGAUGCAGACCAGGUGCUGGAUCUGUACGAAAAGUUCCAAAAAAGAUACGAUCUGGUGCUGGAGUUCACAAAGGAAGAGAUUAUCCACUGGUUGUACUGGUCUGAUGAGCAAAACUCUUUGGAGGACCAAGAUAAAGUGAUUGUGACCUACGUUGUUGAAGAGGAUGGUAAGAUCACCGACUUCUUCUCGUUCUACAUUCUCCCAUUCACAACACUCACUAACUCCGAGACAGACCAAUUGAAUGUUGCAUAUUUGUUCUACUACGCGUCAAAAGUUGGUCUGGGCGACUCGGACGACACGAAGCUGGCCAAGCGGCUGAACUCGCUGAUCGGCGACGCUCUUAUCGUGGCCAAGAAUAUGAAGAUGGACGUUUUCAAUGCGCUCACUUCGCAGGACAACGUGCUGUUCCUCAAGGACCUCAAGUUCGGCAACGGAGACGCAUUCCUCAACUUUUAUCUGUUUAACUACAAGGCGUUCCCGAUUAAUGGUGGCAUGGACAACGAGACCAAAGAGCUCGACCUGGUCAACAAGAGCGGCGUCGGUGUCGUCAUGCUUUAG
This is a messenger RNA of Ogataea philodendri, 1344 nucleotides long. RefSeq lists its product as uncharacterized. The transcript has a single exon. Bases 1 to 1344 code for a protein of 447 amino acids. The record is from RefSeq and is a predicted model, not a curated record. Gene Ontology annotation, biological process: N-terminal peptidyl-glycine N-myristoylation. Gene Ontology annotation, molecular function: glycylpeptide N-tetradecanoyltransferase activity. Gene Ontology annotation, cellular component: cytoplasm. Lineage: Eukaryota; Fungi; Ascomycota; Pichiomycetes; Pichiales; Pichiaceae.